GCUACGGCAGCUAUUUGACAGUUCGUGUAGGAACAGAUGCUGCACCACUCUCACUGCAGCUCCACCUCUAUGGAUGCAACUUUACCCUAAGCAGAAAGCCGUCAUUACUCAGACAUUACCUACUUGAAUGCUCACUGUUCUGACCUCUGUUAUCGCACCUCCAGGUUUUAAGACGUUUCUUUGCUCUUUGAUAUAACGCUGACAUUUAAAAAACACACACACGCACACAAUGACAGAAGGGAACAACAUGCCAGAAGGCGAUACAACCGCAAAGGAUGAGGUGCCCGCAGAGGAGAAGCGGCUGGAGGAAGAGGAGAAGAAGGAGAACGGGGACAGUAAAGUGACCGUCCCGGAACAAACCUCGGCUCCGGACACAGAGGAGGACGAGUUCGUGCACCCCGAAGGCGGCUGGGGGUGGCUGGUUAUGCUUGCUGCCAUGUGGUGUAACGGCUCGGUGUUCGGGAUCCAGAACGCCUUCGGUAUCCUCUUCCUCUCGCUCCUCCGGGAGUUCGGCUCCGAGGACGAUGAAGACCUCCGCUUCAGGACAGCGUGGGUGGGCUCCCUCUCCAUGGGGAUGAUCUUCUUCUGCUCUCCCAUCGUCAGCGUCUUCACCGACGUCCUCGGCUGCAGAGUUACCGCAGUGGGCGGCGCCGCUGUUGGCCUGGUUGGCCUACUGGCCAGCUCCUUCGUCACGUCCCUGGGCCCCUUGUACUUCACCUAUGGCAUUGUGUUUGCCUGUGGCUGCUCUUUCGCCUACCAGCCCAGCCUGGUCAUCCUAGGACACUACUUCAAGAAGCGCCUGGGUCUAGUGAACGGCAUUGUGACCGCCGGCAGCAGCCUCUUCACCAUCACCCUGCCCUUCGUGCUGUCGGGCCUGUUGGAAAAAGUGGGCCUCCAGAACACCAUGCGCGUCCUCUGCAUCCUUAUGUUUGUGCUGAUGUUGGCUGGCUUCACCUACAGGCCCCUCCUGCCGGUCAAAGCUUCCAACUCCCCCACAGGCAGCCGAUGCCCACCCAUGAGCCAGAUCUUCAACCUCAAUAUCUGGAAGUCUUUGGGAUAUCGUAUUUGGGCCUUCGGGAUCCCUGCAGCCCUCUAUGGCUACUUCGUGCCUUAUGUUCACCUGAUGAAGCAUGUGGAGGAGCGUUUUGGACAAGACGCCAGUAAAGAAGUUCUGCUCAUGUGUAUAGGAAUCACGUCCGGCGUGGGCCGUCUCAUUUUUGGCAGGGUUGCAGACUAUGUCAACGGAGUCAACAAAGUCUAUCUACAGGUGACUUCCUUUUUUGUCAUUGGCCUCAUGUCCAUGAUGAUCCCACUGUGCAACAUCUUCGGCGGGCUGAUCGCCGUGUGCCUGCUGAUGGGGCUGUUCGACGGCUGCUUCAUCUGCAUCAUGGCCCCCAUUGCCUUCGAGCUGGUUGGCGCCAAAGACGUGUCGCAGGCCAUUGGCUUCCUGCUGGGCCUGAUGUCUGUGCCCAUGACUGUAGGACCUCCCAUCGCAGGUUUCCUGAGGGACAGACUUGGCAGCUACGACGUGGCCUUCUACCUGGCAGGCAUCCCCCCAAUCUUCGGCGGAGCCGUGCUCUGUCUGAUACCGUGGGUGGAGGCCAGGCGCAAGAGGAGGGAGAAGGAGGCCCUGAGCAAGGACCAGGUAGCCAGCCAGAAGAUGAUAGAGCAUGAGAAGGCUCAGGGAGAAGCACAAUGCAAAACCGGAGAGUCUGUCCUCUAAGAGCCCCGCUGAACAGACUAAAAGAGUGACGAGCGGGGUCAGACUGAGACUGCCAAGUACUGAGAUACAGUAUUUGUGUGUGUUUUUUUUUAGCCAAGAUUGUAAUGACUGCCUUCUGUGGGAGAAUGUCGGAAAAUGCCAAAGCGAUGAAACAUAUCAGAUAGAGCGAGAGGCUGAAGUCCAGUUUAACAUGAAUGUGAUCCUGAAGAACUAUGCAUUAGAUUGUUUUAAUUAGCCUGAACGAAUCUUACAGCAGCCAAACUUGAAGCUUUAAAUGAAAAAGAGAAAAUUGCACAUUUCAUAUUUGUCACAAGGGAAAGAAGGCAUGCUGUACUUGUUCUUUAGCGUCUUUAGUGUCUCUGCCGAAAACAACACUUUGAGAUGGCAUUCUUAAGGGAAAGGGACUUCUUUACAAUCAGUUUUCAACACUACCAUAUGUUUUUAUAUGUAGGAAUAUGGCAUAAAAAAGACCACAUAAAAAAGAAAACCAGCCAUGUGUUGGAACCUGAUUAAGCCUAGUAUCAUUAGUAGUAUAUGAAAGUCAAAUUGGUCUGCUAAAGAUUUCUUCUUAAAACUGCCAUCUUAAUUGUCUCCAGAACCCCUCCCGUUAACACCGUCUUAAUGCAUGCCAAAAAAAAUGUAAAUAUUGGCAUUAAUCUGUUCAUAUACAUAUGAAAGGGACAGUAACUCAGAGAGGUGCUCUGACAGAUUAGGGGCACAGGAGGUCAUUAUUAGUGUUAAUGAUGCAGCUCUGGGAUCAGCUGAGUUGUAAAGGUGCUGACACUUUGAGGGAAGCAGCUUUAAUCACAAUGAUUUCUCAACACAAGCAGCUUUGCCCACCCCAGGCAGGAUGCAGGAAAUGUCAUAUUUUUAUACCAUGGACUGCUACCACAGGUUGGAUAAGACCCUCGAGGUUGGAUAAGACCCUCGAGGGUACAAAGCGACCAUGUUGCAAUUAGUUUGUGGUAAUUUUCGUAGAUAUAAACUGAAAUGAUAUGGACCUGCUUUAUUACAUAAUCUUGAGGUUCCAUUGUGUUUAGGUAACCAUGGGGUUAAAUUCAUAUUUAAGUUUAUAAUCUGCUCACAUUCCUAGAUAUUCAUAACUGUGGUUAAUUAAAUUACCACAAACUAAUUACUAAUUAAUACAAACAAAAUAUUCAUGCAAAAAGGCUGCUUGAAAAGGAACCGUGUGCCUAAAAGAAACGUGGCGAGUUUUACCAUCUUAAACGGGAUUUAGGAAAUAUGCCCAUUCGCUCUCUAGCCAAUACUUAGAUUUCAUAUCUGUCCAUUAUAUUUAUGACUACCACCAGCAGCCCGUUAGCUUAGCUUAGCACGGCGACCGGAAACAGGGGGAAAACUUCUAGGCUAGCUCUGUCUGAAAGUUAAAAAAAAACCAAAAACAACGACAAUCUGUGGUUUUACAGGGGGGUCAUGUGACUUCCUGUAAGCACAUUUUCACAAAACGUCAAAUUAUUUCUUUAAAUCUUAGCCAGCACAGGAGCACCUGCCUCCACUUUUGAACUUAAACACUGAUUCAUAAGGAACAUAUUAACAUUGUGUUUGUGUACAUGAAUUGACUAUUGCCUAUGAAUUGACUGCAGUAUUGACGUUAAGCAGUAUUUCCUUUAAAAGAACCAGUGGUGAGACUUAUUUUUAAACUUUUUUUUUCUCUCUGUAAUUUGGUCCAAUAUUUGUCACAUAUACUUUGAUUGUUAAUUCACAGUGUCAUGCUUGUGGAAAAAAGGCUCAUAUGCUUCCUAGUAUAGAAAAAAAAAAUGAAGUAAGCCCAGUAAUUGAUGCGGUCCAGGUCAUAAAACAACUCGCACCGUGUCAUCUGCUUGGAUGGAUGACCUCUUAGAAGGACCAAAAACAAAAAAAAUACAAAAUAUUGGUGUGUAUUGUAUUGUAUUGUAGUUCAUCACCACUUUUUUUAAAGAGGUUAUUACACAUUUACCUACAGUAUCAUUAAGAGUCUGAAUAUUCACUAUCUGAAAUGAAACUGAGGACAUGAGUUUGACUAAUCAUUGACUAUGUGACCAUUAGUCAAGUGAGGUCAAGUUAAUAAUUAACUCUGCUCCCAGCUCAUUGACCUUUAGUGGAAAGGUUUGUUUCAUGUUUUCAUGUGGUAUUUAUUUUUUAGUUUUGGUAGAGGAUGUCAUGCUGUAAUUGAUGGGCAUUUGCCUAAGAGCCUUGAUUUCAUUUACCGAAGACCAAAAUGUACUGAAAUGAAAAUGGCUGGAAGUGUGUUGAUGCUGUUUUGUUGCUUGUCAUACAUCUCCCUGAAGCCUACAGGUAGUGUCAGUGAACCAUCUGAACAUGUUAGGAAGUGACUCAUCAGUCCAUCACUGUUGACAGUGAUCGGAUUGCUUUCGGAAAACUCAGACCUUUUGGAAAAACCAGUGCGCCGACAUUGAAUUUCUAUGGGUCGAUAAUGUUUCCCGUGCAGACCUGUGACACUGUCUACCUCAGAUGUUGUAAAAGUGUAGAGCUCUGCCCCCGACUGGACUAUGCCACCAUCAGAGGCAGUGUUCAUGUUUGAGCAGUAUGACUGGAGAAACGCAAAUAAACUGAAAAGUCUUAGAAAAUGAUCGAGCUGUCCGAGCUUUGCUCUUUAAUGAAGCACUUGCUGCUCAGAACCACCUUUUUUUUACAAAACCAGUUUAAGAAACUUUAACAGCGUUUACAUGUUUUUCUCCUCUCUAAGUAUACAGAAUAUUUUAAUAUGAUUCAAUCACAUCCAGUGCCUUACAAUUCAAUCUUUUUAAUGAGUGUUUAUAGUAGACUUUAGUUUACUUUGAGACUUUUUCUGUUAUAAUGCUAAUAGGAAUGACUUUCUUAAUUUUGUACCUCCGAAUUUGCCAUACAUACAUUAAAAUCUUUUAUGUUUAAUGUUUAAUUAUUUUAAAAAUGCAUGAUUUAUUUUUAUGCAGGAAGACUUUAGACCAAACCUUUGAGACAAAUUGCCUUAUUAAAACACCUUUUCUGUCCUCAUAGUGUCUACAUAGAGGCUUCAUAUGGCAAAUAUGAGCCUGAAGAGUUUUGAAUCUGCUGUUAUGUUAAUGUUGCUUUUUUCAUUCUUAAUUUGCUGUUAUUUUUUUGGCUUCCUCACAUCUAAUCCAACCACUGGCUUUAUUCAGAAUAUUUGUAUGUACGCAUUUUGUUUUUGCUGCAAGUGCAGAUGAAGAUUUACUUAUGUAUCUUUGCUUCUUUCAUCCCAUUUUUACAUAUUUUUGUUUGCCUUCAUUUCUGUUCACUUAUUUCUUAGUUUUGUUCUGUUCAUGUGUCUCAUGAGUUACCAAAUGUUUUCCACUCAAAUAUGAAUUUUCCCACAUUUCCUGUGUUGCAGGAUGUGCGGUGAACUUCACUAUAUGCAAUGUAAUUUCAUGUGAACGCAAUAAGAUUUCAACAUUUUCAAGACAGUAAAAAAAACGAAGAUGGUUCAA
Larimichthys crocea (large yellow croaker) is the source of this 5166-nucleotide messenger RNA. It is a transcript of the gene slc16a10, whose product is annotated as solute carrier family 16 member 10. The transcript is spliced from 6 exons. Gene Ontology annotation, molecular function: transmembrane transporter activity. NCBI's taxonomy places the organism in Eukaryota, Metazoa, Chordata, Actinopteri, Sciaenidae. Gene Ontology annotation, cellular component: basolateral plasma membrane. Gene Ontology annotation, biological process: transmembrane transport. The coding region runs from base 230 to 1723 and encodes 497 amino acids. The record is from RefSeq and is a predicted model, not a curated record.